Messenger RNA from Ciona intestinalis (vase tunicate), 2209 nucleotides. Lineage: Eukaryota; Metazoa; Chordata; Ascidiacea; Phlebobranchia; Cionidae. The record is from RefSeq.
CUAACGCAUGUGCGUGUUCGUUUUUAAGGUUUGUGAGUAAAGCCGAAAGUGUGUGUAAAUAGGAAUCUUGUAGCUGUGACAUUUCCACCAAUAUGAAGCCUAUCAAUUUGGAUACCCAGUCGUCAAGUGACGUGCGAUAUUUAAAUUUGUCCAAUAUCCCUAAAAGUUAUGAAGAUGUAGUAAAUACUGUUUUGGAAGAACGGCAGUCACUUUCUGUGGUCGAAGUGGAUAAAGUGAAAGGAUAUGUUGUUAAUAUUGAAAACGAGAAUCAAGAUGUUUGUGACCUAACAUUAACUGCUCACGAAGUUGGAAAGUUUGCAACAGAAUUCCGAACAAAGAGAAUUUGGCUUGGAAUCUCCAUUGAAACUUUCCAUUCAUCUUUUAACUCCUGGGUUGGCGAAGAAGUGAAGUUCAACAUUAGAGACUUUGAAACAUUGGAUUUAACCAUGGAAGAAUCAAUUGACUUACUGCCAGAUCUAAAAGAGUGGUUGGAACAAGUUGAAAAGGCUAAGGCAGAGGGUGAUGUGGCUCUUGCCAAAUUCUUGGGUAAAGAUUUAAAAGCAAAACAACGGAAAUGUUUGAAUGAAAAAACCAAAGCAAAACUCAUGAAACUGUACGAAGACACACCUAAUCCGACAAAGAAACAAAUGCAAGAGCUAUCAAAGGAAAUAAUGAUUGCAGAGUUCUCCAUAGAACAGUGGUUCCACAAAAAGAGGAGAUUUGACAAGAGAGAGAAUCGUAUAAAAGCUAGAUUGGAGGCAAAGAAGAAAAAUGAAGAACGGUUAAACAAGGAAAAGAAUGCGUAUUGGGAUGAAAAAUUGAAAAAUCUGAUGAGUGAUUACUACAAGGAAAAAGAAUUUAAUAAGAAAUUGUUCGAAAGACUAAAAAGUGAAGGAAAACGAACUUCAAAAGGUAGAAAACGGAAAUUAAAACAAACAACCAAAGAAACGGAGAAGAAAAACUUAAUGGAGGACAAAGUUGCUUCUGCGACCUCUGAGGAUGUUCCACCACAAAGAAACCUCCGGGAAAGAAAAAAUCGGAAAAAAUAUAUUGAAGAUGAAUCUUUUAAUAACGAUGAAGUUUCCGUGUCAGAAAUGCAAGAAAAUAUACAACAGCAACAAAAUGACCUAUUUUCUCACAUGUCUAAUUCACAAACUAUUGAAAAAGAAGAGAACGAUAAUAAAGAUAAUCCCACUCCCCACAAUUAUUCCGAUCCUCUGCCUCCCGUAAACAGCAUAUUUAGUAGACAAGUCACUUCUACAAUACCAACUUCCACUGUGACCAAACAUAUUAGUGAUCAAAACAAUACCACCCAAGUCUGCUCAUCUCAAACACCAGUUGAAACCAGUCCAAACCAGAUCAUGUACCCUAGAAACAUCAGCACUUUGUGUUCGAACAUGAAAACUACUCCUGUAAGAUGUGUAAUAAAAAUCCCAUCAAACACUAACUUAAAAGCUCAACAGCAAAACCUGAUAAAUGGCCAGGUAUCAGGUAAAGCAAAAGACAAAGAAUUCCACAAGCAAACUCUUAGUGACAUGCCAAUAACACUAACAGAUACAGAGUCGAAGUUUUUUAAUAGUUCCAUUCCAAUUUGUGAGCUUGUACCACAGAUUUCUGACAGUACAAAAUCGAAUACAGCAAAUACUCCACAUAUAUCAGAUAUUGGGAACGAAAUUCCCCAACAACUUUUAAAACCCACACCCUCAAAGGUUGCUCAAGAUAACUUUAAAGUUGCAGGUCCGCCGAAAUUGAACUGCUCAAAAACCAAUGUUCUUUUGAUGGUCUUCAGCCAGACACACCAUCCUGAUAUUAGUAUGAUCCAAUUCUUAUCAGCACAACUUAAAUUAAGCACCUCAUCCGUAGAAAAGUGGUUUGAAAUGAUGAGAUUGCAAAACAACAUCUCUUAGUCCAGCUAGGCAUUUGCCUAUGUUGAAUCCGCAAGCGUUGCUUACUUUAUUUAUAUUAAAAUACUGGUCAAUACUGUUAUUUUAUUACAGUGGGCGUAAUAUUCAUGCUUCGAAAAACUUUCUUUUGGAUAAAUUUCCUGUUGAGAAAUAAGAAGAAAAUUACUGUUUUUUUUUAUUUUGUUACGCUGUGAUCAUAUUUUUUCAUAACUUUUGUUUUAAAUUUACACUGCCCAUGAUGUGCCAUUGUACUUUCGUUGAGUUUUUCUGUUUUAUUGUUCACAUAUACACAAUAUCUUCAUCAA